GCCCUGAAUCUCCACACGGGACACCUUCAACAUCCACGCCCUACCGCACGUAAUGACUCAAUGGCGUUCUCCAAAAUGAAAAAGCUUUCUCAGCGAAAGCUUGAAUCUCCUCAUCGGACAAAAUCAAAUAAGCAAUUCAUCUCCCCCGCAUGAUGACACCAAACCUUUCCCCACCAACGAUUUUCACGCCAUCGGAACUGCGAUCCAAUCCUAGGUUAUCCAAAUCCAUCACGCAACUCGCAAUCGACGCAUUCCAUCGUUCGCAUGCACCAGAUCCGGUGAAAUGGGAUACCACAGGCUCUCGAUUCGACGAUGAAGAAGGGCUUCAUUUGCUGCUUAGUGGGGCGGGCAGCGUCAUUGCACUGAUCUUUGACGACGCGGCGAGCGCAGACGAGAACGGCAGCAUCAAUGGCGAAGAAACCAGAAUAGUCGUCGCGUGCGCUUCCCUAGUACCCUGGAAAGGCGGAUGGGAAAAAGAAGGCGCAGACACGGAAACAGGCUGGGAGAUUAAGAUCGUGUGUGUUGAUGGUGAUCCAAAGUACCAUCACCGUGGCCUAGCUGUUCAACUGCUCAACUUCCUAGAGCAAUAUCUCAUUGUGAGAGAAACAAUUGAGCUUGAACAAAAGGGACUGCGGGGUCAACGCGUGUUGAACUUGUGGAUCCUGGCGGCGGAGUGUCUCAACGGCGCGUAUUGGCGUAAGAGAGGGUAUCAGGAAGUGCGGAAGAAGACAUGGGGGCCGGGUACGUGGAGUUGCAAGACGAGUUUUGAGAUGGUGGUUUUGCGGAAGGAUAUUACGUUUGGGUUUGGUGGUGGAUCGGCGGUGGGAAUGUAAGAAGAGAAGAAGGUGCAGCGGGUGUAGGAUGGCGCGAUGGCUACCGCCGUGUCGCCGAACGCGAUAUAGAGCCUUCUUCCCAAUCGGGUUUUGGAGUCGAUGACGCCAUACUCAUGUUGAAUGUCAGGCCUGUUUUCGCGUAGAACGCUUGCAUUCCUGCCCGCCGCAGAUCAGGCAAGUAGCAUCGUGGUGUCUUCCUGUCCAGUGUAAUGAAUUCGUUUGGUUGCUCCUUGAACACC
This is a messenger RNA of Alternaria rosae, 1072 nucleotides long. RefSeq lists its product as uncharacterized. The coding region runs from base 150 to 833 and encodes 227 amino acids. The record is from RefSeq and is a predicted model, not a curated record. Lineage: Eukaryota; Fungi; Ascomycota; Dothideomycetes; Pleosporales; Pleosporaceae. The transcript has a single exon.